UGUGCGACAGCCGCUUGCAAGGCAAGGAGGAAGCUGGUUUAGAGCGUCUUCGCCUUGUUUAAAGGCAGGGUUGGUUGCUGCCUUGCACUCUUCAGAUUCCAGUUCCCUUCUCCGCCCCUCUAGUGGUCGGGACAGCGGGUUUGGGGAGAGGGAAAGCAUUCCGGGAGCAGACUGAGGGAUUGACCUAAGUUUGGAGUUUAGAUGAGAUCGUAGUCUCCUUUCUCUUACCCCCCACCCCCCCACUCCCUUGAGCCCCGUUCUUGCCAGCAGCAGCCUCCAGGUGUACAGUUCAGGCAGGAGGAGGGGACGCUCCCGGCUGCAUUGGCGUCCAACAUGGAUAGAGAAAUGAUACUGGCUGAUUUUCAGGCAUGUACUGGAAUAGAAAAUAUUGAUGAGGCUAUCACCUUACUUGAACAAAAUAACUGGGAUUUAGUGGCAGCUAUCAAUGGAGUUAUACCACAGGAAAAUGGCAUUUUAGAAAGUGAAUAUAGUGGAGAGUCUUUACAAAGGCCUGCCUAUGGUCCCGCUAGUCACCCUUCGUCAUCAUCUUCAGCACCUUCCUCCUCUUCUGCAUUUCGCCAUGUAGUGCCAUCCAGACAAAUAGUGGAAAGACAACCACGAAUGCUGGACUUCAGAGUGGAAUACAGAGACCGAAAUGUGGAUGUGGUGCUUGAAGACAGUUCUACUGUUGGAGAGAUCAAACAUAUUUUAGAAAAUGAGCUUCAGAUUCCUGCAUCAAAAAUGUUGCUAAAGGGCUGGAAGACUGGAGAUGUAGAUGACAGUACUAUUCUAAAAACUCUACACUUGCCCAAAAACAACAGCCUCUAUGUCCUAACGCCCAACUUGCCGCUACCAUCUUCAUCAAGUCUGCCAGGUGCCCUGCAGGAAUCAUUAAAUCAAAACUUCAUGCUGAUCGUCACCCAUCGAGAAGUCCAGCGGGAGUACAACCUCAACUUCUCAGGAAGCAGUACCAUUCAGGAGGUUAAGCGAAAUGUGUAUGACCUGACUAGUAUCCCUGUUCGCCAUCAGUUGUGGGAAGGCUGGCCUGCUUCUGCUACAGAUGACUCAGUAAGUCACAAUUACUUCAGCAUUACUAUUAUUUGCAAUUUUGUGUAUAGCAUGUUACAAAAUAGUUGUGACACUUUUUUUUUUAAAGUUCACUUAGAUUCUGAGGGCAAAGAAAGGCUGUUCACCGCAGUACAUUUGGCAGAAGAGUGCCAUACUGGUAUUUUCAAGGAAAGUAGCUAG
This is a messenger RNA of Python bivittatus (Burmese python), 1248 nucleotides long. Lineage: Eukaryota; Metazoa; Chordata; Lepidosauria; Squamata; Pythonidae. The record is from RefSeq and is a predicted model, not a curated record.